Messenger RNA from Drosophila montana, 789 nucleotides. Its product is annotated as transmembrane protein 230. The transcript has 2 exons. The record is from RefSeq and is a predicted model, not a curated record. Lineage: Eukaryota; Metazoa; Arthropoda; Insecta; Diptera; Drosophilidae. The coding region runs from base 235 to 642 and encodes 135 amino acids. Gene Ontology annotation, cellular component: endomembrane system.
GAAGUUAAACAACAGUCAAAAUUUCGGUAAAUUCAGCACAUCAAUGGAUCACUUUUGCCCCAUUAAUUAAAAAACGAAAAUCAUAUGGCUGUCAGCUGUACAAGUGCAACUCUUGCACAGCUGUUUUCAACAUUAACUUUGAUCAGAAUUCACAGUUGAAAUGGUAACAAGCAAUACUAACAACUGUUAUAAAUCGAGCGCCGCGUCCCCCACAACGAUUGUACGAUUGACCUAAUGAAUCGGAGCAAGUUUCCAAAUAUGUUGCCAACCAAAUCGGACUCACGACGCCGCCUGAAUGCCACUGGGGCGUCGACUGGUGACAGCAGCAAGGUUGCUGAAGGUGCCUCCGAGACGGAUGGCUUUGUAAACGAGCAAUGGCUACCGCCGAAUAUGGAUGAGUCGACACCGUGGAAGACAAUUGCCAUCAUACUCACAUUGUUUAUCGGGGGAACUAUUUGCAUUUGUUGUGCGACAUUAGAUUGGAUUGCGGACGUAGGUCAGGACCGAUCAGAUCGCAUCUGGGCAGUUACAAUAAUUGGCGCGUUGACGAUUAUUCCCGGCGGGUACUACCUCUACAUCCUUUUGUGUAUUUUAAUGCAUCGCAAUGGUUACACGAUGGAUGAUAUUCGUCGAUUGGGCUAAAGGUGCCGCUGGAAACUCUGCGAAUGUACAGUAUAUUGCAUUUCACCUUGAUGUUACGUAUGUAUGUACUAUUUUAAAAAAAUUGCCGUCAAAACUCUGCAUUUAUUUAUUGUAUAAAAAUAUUGUAAAUACAUACAUGUUAUCAAA